Molecule: messenger RNA, 1578 nt
Organism: Plasmodium fragile
Lineage: Eukaryota; Apicomplexa; Aconoidasida; Haemosporida; Plasmodiidae
Exons: 1
Coding region: 1-1578 (525 amino acids)
Biological process (GO): mRNA 3'-end processing
Cellular component (GO): mRNA cleavage stimulating factor complex
Molecular function (GO): protein binding; RNA binding
Source: RefSeq, a predicted model, not a curated record
AUGAAGGGGUUCAGCGUCAGCAGUUUGUUCGGCCCCAGUAAGGGGGACGGCCCAGCUGAGGAGGGCGUCCAAGAUGGGGAAGGUAACAAAGCCGAGGAAAGUAGCAAAGUUGGGGAAAACCACGAAAGUGGGGAACCUGGCGAAGCGGAGGGAGGUGGGUCCCCCCCGGAGGUGAAGAAAGAACCCAAACAACUCGGAGACAUAAACAAAAUCGCGUUUUACGAAGCGGUGCUAAAACAGCUGCAGGACGACGAUCUAACCGAUUCGUUCGAAACCCUGAGGAAGGAAAUAAAUUUGGAGGAAAGUAAAACGGUGAAGGAAAAUUACCUGUUCAAGUUAUACUCGAAGAGCUUAUACAAGGGUGCGUCUGAGUACGAUAGGGAUAUUGAGGGAGAGGAUGGAAAAAAAAACGACCAACGGAAUGAUCAAAUUGCAAAGUUGAAGACAUACGGGAUGUUACUGAAAAAUGCACAGCUCCGUAGUAACAAUGAGACUGUGCUAAAUUUGGAUUCAUUAAAAAAGGACAAGGGAGGAAGGAUAGAAUACUCUUAUGAUAUUACUGACCGAGUGGAAUUAAUUCACCAGCAUAAAGUCACUUGCUGCGCAACGAACAGCACAAAAAAUGUACUGUGCUCAGGUGGAGCAGAUCACGUUAUAAAAAUUUGUAAAAUAUAUGAAAAUGUGAAGAAGAGAAAAAUACACACCAUUGACAAUAAACACAUGGGAAAAAUUAACUGUCUGAAAUUCCACCCUGUAAAAAAUAUUUUAUUUUCAGCUAGUGAUGAUUGUACUAUUCAAAUUAUUGAUGUGAGUAAAAUAUUAAAAAAGCAGAAGCCACAAUUUAGGUACAGAAGAAAUAUAAGAGAAAAAAUAAAUGAUCUCCCCAGCCAAAAUGUGGUCAUACAAGAUAAAAAUGCCUUCGUACAUUUAUAUGUCCAUCCCUGUGGAGAUUUUUUAUAUGCCUGUAAUAAAAAUGAAAAUUUUGUUAAACUGUUCGAUUUGGAAACAUUAUCUUGUUUCACUUCGUAUGAAAAAAAAGAUCAACAUCAUAGUGCCACCAUCAACUGCAUCAGUGGGACUUCAGAUGGAAGUUUGUAUUCUUCUGUGUCUCAAGAUGGACAUAUAAAAAUAUGGGAUGGACAUGAGUCCAAAUUAGUAUAUACAAAAUUGAAUGCUCAUAAUGGCUAUUCCGUAGAAUCUGUUACCUUUAGCAAAAGUAAUUAUUAUAUGCUUACCUCUGGACUUGAUGGGCAGACAAAAAUUUGGGAUAUUCGAAAUUUUGAGUCCCCCUUCACCUUCGGGAAUGGAUUCCUAUCAUGCACUUUCAACAAAAGCAUUUUCAUGAAUGAUGAACAUUUUAUCGCAAAUGUUAUUCAAACCAAUGACCACUUCACUUCCAAGUUUUACAUUUACAAUGCCUACUUUGGUAACCUUGAAUACAAUGUGCAGAAUAUACAUAACGACCAGAUUGCUGAUAUCGCCAAUGCUAGGGAUGGGCUGAAUGUCCACACUGCAGGCCACGACUACGUCUGCAAGACGGUGAGGAUUGAUCAGCGCCCCACGCACGACGGGGGGUGA